Molecule: messenger RNA, 12654 nt
Organism: Ornithorhynchus anatinus (platypus)
Lineage: Eukaryota; Metazoa; Chordata; Mammalia; Monotremata; Ornithorhynchidae
Gene: EP400
Product: E1A binding protein p400
Exons: 55
Coding region: 125-9556 (3143 amino acids)
Molecular function (GO): ATP-dependent chromatin remodeler activity; ATP binding
Source: RefSeq, a predicted model, not a curated record
CGGACAGACACGGAUGGACAGACAGAGGGGCCGAGCGGAGGCCACCUCCCCCACAAUCAGCCCUCCUAACUGCAGCCCGUUAUUAUUGCUACAGGUAGCAUUAAGUUGACAGAAGGGGGUGAUAAUGCACCAUGGCAGCGGUCCUCAGAAUGUCCAGCACCAGCUCCAGAGGUCCAGAUCCUUCACAGGCAGUGAGGGAGAAGAGCAGCAGUCACACACAAAUCUACCCCAAUCCCCUGCCGCUCCAUUUGCUCCUUCGGCCUGCCCAUCGGCACCCCAGUCACCUGGUUACCAGAUUCAGCAACUUAUGAGUAGAAGUCCAGUAGCUGGUCAGAAUGUGAACCUUUCACUGCAGAAUGUGGGACCGGUAGUUGGAGGAAGCCAGCAGAUCACCCUGACCCCUUUGCCCAUCCCCAGUCCCGCCUCACCGAGUUUCCAGUUCAGCCCUCAGCCGAGGCGGUUCGAGCACGGAUCCCCGUCCUACAUCCAAGUCACGUCACCGUUGCCCCAGCAGGUCCGGCCUCAGAGCCCAACCCAGCCGAACGCGGGGCCGGUGCCGACGCUGCCGAGCGUCCGGGCCGGCCCCCCCGGCCCCGGCCUGGGGCUGUGCGGCCCGGGCCCUGCCGGAGGAUUCGUUGACGCCGGCGUGCUCGUGCGACAGAUUAGCCUGAGCCCUUCGAAUGGCGGACAUUUUGUCUAUCAGGAGGGGUCGGGGAUCGCCCAGAUUGGCCAAGGAACGCAGGUGCAGCUCCAGCACACAGGAACCCCAAUGACUGUCCGAGAGCGCAGACUCUCGCAGCCUCACGUGCAGACUGGUGGCACUGUGCAUCAUCUUGGACCCCAGAGCCCAGCCGCUAGUGGUGCCAGUAUCCAGCCUUUGUCUAGCUCGAGCCAUAUCACGAGUAACUUGCCUCCACAGAUCAGCAGUAUUAUUCAAGGACAACUGAUACAACAUCCACAAGUUCUUCAUGGCCAGCAGUUGAGCAGACCCAUGGGAUUUGAUAGGACUUCAGGUGGAUUGAUAGCCGGGGUUGGAGGGUCUUCAUUUGGAAUGACAUCCCCACCCCCACCCACCAGCCCUUCUCGGGUUACCGUCCCGCAGGGUCUUUCCAGUCUUCCCCUUACUCCCGCAGUAAGUGUGGGAGUGAAAAAAAAACCGAAAAAACUCGACGAAAUUCCACCGGCUUCUCAAGAAAUGGCUCAGAUGAGAAAGCAGUGCUUGGACCAUCACCACAAAGAGAUGGAUGCUCUGAAAGAAUCCUUUAAAGAAUGUUUGAUUGAACUCUUUUUCUUACAACACUUUCAAGGGAAUAUGAUGGAUUUCUUAGCUUUUAAGAAGAAACACUGUGUACCCUUACAAGCAUAUCUUAGGCAAAAUGAUUUGGAUUUUGAGGAAGAAGAGGAGGAGAAAUCUGAGGUUAUCAAUGACGAGGUAAAGAUUGUGACAGGAAAGGAUGGGCAGACUGGUACUCCUGUUGCAAUAGCAACCCAGCUUCCUCCAAAUGUUUCUGCUGCUUUUUCAUCCCAGCAGCAACCAUUUCAGCAGCAGACGCACCCAGGGAAUCUCAUAGCGGGGGCUACCGCUUCUACCGAAAGUGAGCCAAUUAAACGACAGCAAGUAUUAACUCCGGCAGAACAGUCAAAGAGGCCACGACUUGAGGUGGGGCAUCAUGGGGUAGUAUUCCAACACCCCGCAGUGGCUACAGUAGUUCCGCUUCAGCAUUUAAUGCCAACAGCACAAGGUGGAAUGCCUCCCACUCCUCAAGCUGUGCAGCUGACUGGACAGAAACAAAGCCAGCAACAAUAUGAUCCUUCUAAAGGUCCUCCUGUGCAGAACGCUGCAAGCUUACACACUCCCCCACCUCAGCUUCCAGGGAGGCUGCAGCCUGCUAACGUCCCGGUAACGUCUCUCCCAGCCACCUUGCAGCUUCCACAGCAGCAGCAGCAGCAACAACCCCCGGCGGUCGAGUCUCAGGCACCGUCCCAGGUUCAGGCGAAGACCCAGCAACCGACUGUCCCCGUUCCUGCUACUCCCCCAAAUCAGCCCUCUGCUCCGCUUCAGCAGUCUGCACAGCCAGCACUCCAUGCCCAGAUGCAAGCGAAAUCCCAAAUGCAGGUGGCCCCGCAUCAAACGCCGCCCCAGCCACAGACUGUGGCACUAACGAGAUCGCCUGCGGAUACUGUCCAGUCCUGCCAGCGUCCUGCUUCCACUUCUCUGUCUACCUCAUCCUCCACACCAGCAAGCCUGUCGGGCCCGGCACCUCCACCUGCCCGCGCAUCGCCAGUUAACAGGCCCUCUCCAACAACCAACAAGUCAGCGUCUCCUGUCGCGUCCCGGUCGCCGGGGACCGCUGCAACUACCAACCCCAAACCGCAGAGUCCUGCACAAAAUACAGCAACCCAGCCCCAGGAGAGUUCUCAAGACAAGCUGGCUGAACAAGUUACAUUGGAAAAUCAAAUCCAUCAACGAAUAGCAGAACUGAGGAAGGAAGGUUUAUGGUCUCUGAAGCGACUACCAAAACUUCAGGAGGCUCCACGACCCAAAUCUCACUGGGAUUAUCUUUUGGAAGAAAUGCAGUGGAUGGCGACUGAUUUUGCUCAAGAGAGAAGGUGGAAAAUGGCAGCAGCCAAGAAGCUUGUUAGAACUGCAGCUCGCUAUCACGAAGAGAAGAAACUUCUUGAAGAAAGAGGCAGGAAAGAGGAACAGAAUCGAUUAAGACGAAUAGCUGCUUCCACUGCUAGAGAAAUUGAGUAUUUUUGGUCAAAUAUUGAACAGGUUGUGGAAAUAAAACUGCAAAUAGAGUUAGAAGAGAAAAGGAGAAAAGCCUUAAAUUUACAGAAAAUUUCUAAAAGAGAUUCAAGGACUAAGGAGCAUCUUGCUAUAUCAGAAAGCUUUUUGGAUUCAGCAAAAUCUGGAAGGAAAAGAAAAGCUAGCACAUCUCUAACUGAUGAUGAAGUGGAAGAUGAAGAGGAAACAAUUGAAGAACAAGAGUCGAAUGAGGGGAAUAUAGACCAUCAAGCAGAACUGACUAAUUUAGCCAAAGAAGCUGAAUUACCUCUGGGUGACUUGAUGAAAUUAUAUGAAGGUGCCUUUACUCAGAAUAUUCAAUGGACCCAAGCUAAGCCUGACAUUGAAGAGACCAGUGAAGAAGAUGUGGAGGAUACUGCAGGUGAUAGAGAGAGCCCUCAGAAGGAAGUAGUUCUUAUAGAUUCACUUCUGAGCAUCGAUCAGUUUAAAGGUGCCGAGAGAACAAAUUUCGGGAAGCCCAACGUGAGAGAUAUUGCCGAGGUGGCUGCUAUGGCAGAGAUUCUGUUACCUAAAGGCAGUGCUCGUAUCACAACAGCGGUGAAGUUUAAUACUCCAUCUCUGUUGUAUGGAACACUUCGAGAGUAUCAGAAGAUUGGAUUAGACUGGUUGGCUAAACUCUACAAGAAGAAUCUUAAUGGCAUUUUAGCGGAUGAAGCUGGGCUUGGUAAAACUGUGCAGAUCAUUGCCUUUUUUGCACAUUUAGCUUGUAAUGAAGGAAACUGGGGACCUCACCUUGUUGUUGUGCGGAGUUGUAACAUACUAAAAUGGGAGCUUGAAUUGAAACGUUGGUGUCCUGGAUUAAAAAUACUCCUGUACUUUGGCAGCCAUAGAGAACUUAAAGCAAAGAGACAGGAAUGGACUGAACCCAAUAGCUUCCAUGUUUGCAUCACCUCCUAUAAACAGUUUUUUAAAGGACACCAAGCGUUCACAAAAGUGAGGUGGAAAUACUUAGUUGUUGAUGAGAUGCAGCAAAUAAAGAACAUGACCGAAAAGCACUGGGAAGCACUUUUCAAUCUACGCAGCCAACACCGUUUGCUUCUGAUAGACACUCCUUUGCAUAACACCUUGAUGGAACUGUGGACUAUGGUGCACUUUUUAAUACCAGGAAUUUCCAGACCAUAUCUGGACUUCCCAGUGAAAGCAGCUAAUGAGGAAAACCAGGACUACUACCAUAAAGUGGUCAUAAGAUUGCACAGAAUGACUCAGCCGUUUAUCUUGAGAAGAACUAAAAGGGAUGUUGAAAAGCAACUUGCGAAGAAAUAUGAACAUGUGUUGAAGUGUCGCCUUUCUAAUAGGCAAAAGACCUUGUAUGAAGAUGUUAUAUUACAGCCCCGAACACAAGAAGCUCUUAAAAGUGGGCAUUUUGUCAAUGUCCUUCAUAUCUUAAUGAAGCUGCAGAAGAUAUGUAAUCAUCCUGCUCUAAUAGAUCCCAGACUUCCUGGCUCCUCUUAUGUAGCAGAAACAUUGGAAUACAGAUCUGCUUCUUUGAUUUUAAAGGCUUUGGAGUUUGAUAUCUGGAAGGAGGCAGACCUUUCUAUAUUUGAUUUGAUUGGAUUAGAAAGCACAGUGACACACUAUGAAGCCCAAGUACUUUCAAAGAAAAAGGUGACCCGCAAGCUCAUUGAAGAAAUCUUCAGUUCCCCGUCUCCUUCAGCCAGACUCAACCCAGUAAAGCUUAAACCAAGCAGGUUGUUUCAGCCCGUUCAAUAUGGGCAGAAGCCUGAGGGGAAGACUGUAGCUUUCCCAAGUUCACAGGCAUCCCGUUCAGUGACCACCACAGCAGCUACAGUAAGCCCUCAGGGUCAAGUUCGAGGAAGGUCUCCCAUUGCCACAUUCUCAGCAAAUCAGGACACAAAAGCGGCAGCAGCCCCGUUUCAGACAUCUCAGGCCUCUACCAGUGCUCCAAGACCACAGCCAACAGCGACCUUCAGCACAGCAACUAGUACAGCCAAUCCUGUGAAACAGCGGGGUCAGAUCACUACCCAGGCCUCCCAGCUAGGCCAGACCCAGCCUCAGGCCCCCUCGCACACCAUCCAACAGAGUGUGCUGCCUCAGAGGCUGGUACUGACCUCUCAGGCCCAGGCACGGUUGCCUAGUGGUGAAGUAGUAAAAAUCGCCCAGUUGGCUUCCAUAGCGGGAACACAGAAUAGAGUCGCUCAGCCUGAGACCCCCGUGACACUGCAGUUUCAAGGGAAUAAGUUCACGUUGUCACAUAGCCAGCUGAGGCAGCUCACUGCAGGCCAGCCUCUCCAGCUGCAAGGCAGUGUUCUUCAGAUUGUCUCUGCCCCAGGCCAGCAAUAUUUGCGCCCUCAAGGUCCGGUUGUGAUGCAGACAGUGUCUCAGGCUGGAGCUGUCCAAAAUGCUCUGAAUGCACUGGGGAAUAAGCAUCAAGCAAAUGUUCCGGGUUCUCCCGCAGUGACCCCACAAGUUGGUGUUCCAGGUAGAACUGCAGUUACUACCCUGACAUCAGGGGACUCUGGAUUAAUAUCAAAAUCUGCCCCUUCUAUUGGAGGCCAAACACAGGAGGAAAAGGCCAGACUUCUGAAGGAGCGCCUGGACCGAAUAUAUUUUGGCAACGAACGCCGCUGUACCCGAGUUCCGGUCUAUGGCCGAGAUUUGUUAGGAAUUUUUUCUUUGUUUGGUGAAAAAAAGAUGCCUCAGCCUGGAUAUUCCAGCAAAAAUAAAUGGAGGUGGGCUGGAUUGGUGAACUGUUGCCUCUCAGCAUUAAGAAGCCCAAAUGAUCCCUUGCGGUGUCUAAUUUUGACAUCAGAGCAACGAAAAGAAUCCCUCCAGGAUGCUAUGAAUAGGGUGGGUUGCGUGCUUCCUGCAGUAGUAGCUGCACCGCCUCAUAUGAGUGUAGCCAAACCUCCGGCUUCGUACAGCCACAGAAUGAAACUUUUCAGGCAUCGCCUGAAAGAACAAGCCACUCCGUAUUUACAACAGUUACGGCAGAUAACGGCUCUGCGUUUGUUGCAGUUUCCUGACCUCAGACUGGUGCAAUACGAUUCAGGAAAGUUGGAAGCUCUGGCCGUGUUGCUUCAGAAGCUGAAAUCUGAGGGACGCCGGGUGCUGAUUUUAUCACAGAUGAUGCUAAUGUUAGACAUUUUAGAGAUGUUCUUAAACUUCCAUUAUCUCACCUAUAUCAGAGUGGAUGAAAACGCUAACAGUGAACAGCGCUUGGAAUUGAUGAAGAGUUUCAAUAGAGAUAAAAGGAUAUUUUGUGCCAUCAUUUCUACGCACAGCCGUUCUACUGGUGUAAAUCUUGUAGAAGCGGAUACGGUUGUAUUUUAUGACAAUGAUUUAAAUCCAGUGAUGGAUGCAAAGGCUCAAGAGUGGUGUGAGAGAAUUGGGAGAUGCAAGGACAUUCACAUCUACAGGCUAGUGAGUGGCAAUUCUAUAGAAGAGAAACUGUUGAAAAAUGGAACGAAGGAUCUGAUAAGAGAAGUAGCUGCUCAGGGAAAUGAUUAUUCCAUGGCAUUUCUAACACAGCAAACAAUUCAAGAGCUUUUUGAGGUUUAUUCCCCUUUGGAGGAUUCUGGAUUUCGUGUGAAAGCUGAGGAAUUUGUGGUACUUUCUCAGGAGCCCUCCCCUGCAGAAACCAUUGCACCCAGGAUCGCAAGACCUUUUAUAGAGGCUCUAAACAGCAUUGAAUCUCUGGAGGAUGAUCCACAAAACUAUUCAGAGGAGGCAAUGACUGAGUCGCCUCCUGAUAUCUUAUCUUCCAACGUAGAUGAUUCAAAAGUUAAAGAAGAACCUUCACAGUUAGAUGAAUUUGCCGACUUUAUGGAACAGCUCACACCGAUUGAGAAAUAUGCUCUGAAUUACCUGGAAUUAUUUCAUACUUCUCUUGAUCAGGAAAAACAGAGAGAUGCUGAGGAAGUAGCAAAGGUGUCCAAGGAAUGGGAAUCAAAAAAUGCCAAGAUGCUCAAAGAAAGGGAAGUCAAAAUGCUUGUGGAAGAGGAGGAAGAAUUGUUGACCUAUACCAGAGAAGAUGCAUAUAAUAUGGAAUAUGUCUACGAAGAUCCAGAUGGACAGACAGAAAUAAUGCCACUUUGGACUCCACCAACUCCACCUCAGGACGAUAAUGAUAUCUACAUCGAUUCUGUUAUGUGUUUGAUGUAUGAAAAUAUCCCUGUUCCAGAAUCUAAACUGCCUCCUGUGUAUGUGAGGAAGGAGCGAAAGCGACACAAAACAGAUCCCUCUGACAGCCCCCCUGUUCUAGCUUCAGGUAGGAAGAAGAAGCAGCGGCACGGGGAGGUGGUCAUCCCUCCUCGAUCGUUGUUUGACCGGGCGACUCCGGGGAUGCUGAAGAUGCGCCGCGAGGGCAAAGAGCAGAAGAAGAACAUCCUGCUGAAACAGCAAACCCAAUUCGCCAAGCCUUUGCCAACGUUUGUCAAGCCGACCACAGAGACCGGUCAGGACAACCCGGAGUGGCUCAUUAGUGAAGACUGGGCAUUGCUACAGGCCGUGAAGCAGUUGCUUGAGCUUCCUUUAAAUCUCGCCGUCAUGUCACCGGCGCACACCCCCAACUGGGAUCUCGUUAGCGACGUCGUUAAUUCUUGCAGCCGCGUUUACCGCUCUUCCAAGCAGUGCCGAAACCGAUACGAAAACGUCAUCAUUCCAAGGGAAGAAGGAAAGCUGCUUUAUGAAGCUAAUCCAAAGAAAAAGGCAAAAAAUAUUUAUAAGAGUAAAAAUAAUCGCCCUCUGCGUACCAGCCAGAUCUAUGCCCAAGAUGAGAAUGCAACACACACUCAGCUGUACACAAAUCACUUUGACUUAAUGAAAAUGACUGCCGGAAAGCGAAGUCCCCCAAUCAAGCCCUUACUUGGCAUGAACCCUUUCCAGAAGAACCCAAAACAUGCUUCGGUGCUAGCAGAAAGUGGAAUCAACUAUGACAAGCCCCUGCCUCCGAUUCAGGUUGCAUCCCUGCGUGCAGAACGAAUUGCAAAAGAGAAAAAGGCUUUGGCUGAACAGCAGAGAGCACAGCAGCAGACGGGCCCACAGCCUCCCCAGCAACAGACAGGGCAGCAACCAGCAGGGCAGCCAGCCGCCCAACCUCAACCCCCAGCCCAACCUCAAGUGGUGCAGCCGCAGCAGCAGCAGCAGCAGCAGCAGCCGAAGGUGCAGACUGCGAUAAGCCCUGUGGCCAGCACUGCAGUACUGGCUGGUACAAUUAAGCCAUCAGUUACUGGAACAAGCAUACCAACUGGUACAGUUAGUGGCAACGUUAUAGUGAAUACAAUAGCUGGCGUCCCCGCUGCUACCUUUCAGUCUAUUAACAAACGUCUCGCUUCACCUGUAGUGCCUGGAACCUUGACAACUUCAGGAGGGGCUGCCCCGGCCCAGGUGGUCCACCCCCAGCAGCGAACGGUUACCACUCCCGCCGCCUCCACCGAACUGGUGCCGAUAGCAUCCACCCAGGGGGUCCGAGCCGUCACCUCGGCCCCCGCCCCAGCGGUCGUGACCACCAACCUCACCCCUGUCCAGACCCAGACGAGGUCUCUUGUGACUCAGGUGACUCAAGCGACGGGAGUUCAGCUUCCUGGCAAGACCAUCAGCCCUGCCCACUUCCAGCUUCUCAGGCAGCAACAGCAACAGCAGCAGCAGCAGCAACAGGCCACUCAGGUGCAAGUCCCACAGCUCCAGGGCCAGGCCCAGUCUCCCGCCCAGAUCAAAGCCGUGGGGAAGUUAACGCAGGAGCAGCUGAUCAAAUUGCAGAAGCAGAAACUGCAGCUCCCCCAGCAGCAAGCACCUCAACAGCAGACUCAGCCAGCCACCCAACAACAAGCAACACAAGUUCAAGUGCAACAACAGCAACAACAGCAGCAGCAGCAGCCACAGCCGCAGCAGCAAACCCAACAACUCACUGCCGUCACGGCCCCCAGGCCUGGAGCUCUCCUCACAGGCACCACCGUUACUAAUCUCCAGGUUGCUCGUCUGACUCGUGUUCCUACUUCCCAGCUGCAAGCACAAGGGCAGAUCCAGGCCCAAACGACUCAGACUGCUCAGGUUGCUCUGGCAAAGCCUCCGGUUGUGUCCGUUCCAGCAGCCGUCGUGUCAUCGGCUGGUGUCACUACACUCCCCAUGAAUGUCGCUGGCAUCAGUGUUGCAAUUGGGCAGCCCCAGAAAGCAGCAGGACAGACAGUGGUAGCCCAGCCCCUGCACGUCCAGCAGCUUUUGAAACUCAAACAACAAGCCGUUCAGCAGAAAGCCAUCCAGCCCCAAGUGGCUCAAGGUCAAGCUACAGUGCAACCAAAGAUCACUGCACAACAAGUCACUGCCCAAGGCCAACAACAGAAAGUAACAUAUGCUACCCAACCAGCUAUAAAAACUCAGUUUCUUACCACACCCAUCUCUCAGGCUCAGAAACUGGCGGGAACACAGCAAGUGCAGACACAAAUACAAGUUGCAAAGCUUCCCCAAGUAGUCCAACAGCAAACAACUGUAGCCAGUAUUCAGCAAGUGGCCUCUGCUUCUCAACAGGCUUCACCACAGACUGUGACACUCUCCCAGGCAACAGCUGCUGGUCAGCAAGUGCAGAUGAUCCCCGCAGUGACUGCUACAGCUCAGGUGGUUCAACAGAAACUCAUCCAACAGCAAGUUGUAACCACAGCAGCACCACAACUGCAGAUUCCAGGUGUUCCGAAUCCAGCACAGGUGUCAGCAAACUCUGAUGCUCAAAAUCAGGCUAAACUGCAAAUGAGGAUGCCAGCUGUCCGAUUAAAGGCGCCCACGAAACCCAGUUGAGCCACUGAUUAAAUUCAAAAAGCAGAGGGACAAGCUUCUCAUUUUGUCAAGCUCUGCCAGCGAAAUCGGCAUAUCCUUUACAUUUCGUGGUCGAAAGACAGAAAACUACCUUCACUGAAGAAACGGUAUUUAUUCCUGCUACCCGGAACAGUAGCUUACAAACCACUCAGCAUUUGGAAAGUUAUAACUGAAAUAAAGCAGUGUAACAGUUUAUUAAAGUAAAAUGCAUCUUACUCUGAAAGAAGUGAUCCUUAUUGUGCUAAAUGUCUCUCUUUUUAAGUUGAAUGACUAGUUGAAACAAUGACAGUGGUAAUCAGAACUCUUCAUAAAUCAUUUCAGUGUUGUCUCCAGAGCAAUAGGACUUGCUUAGAUAGCCAUGUAGUAGAAUUUCACUUGAUUUGAAUAGAAUUUCACAUAUUUCAUUUGCAAAUUGAAAUGUGCAGUCAGUCCCAAAAUAGGAAUGUCUUUUUAAAGUUUGAAAAAACCUUGAUGAAGUCUGACAGUUUAGUUCUUUCUACUUAGAAAGACCACCGUCCUUAUCUGAAAAGGGAAUAUGUCACGUGAACCAACUGUAAUCGAAUUUUCAUUCCAAAGAAUACCAACGUGAAUUCGUUUUUCUCUUGAUACGUGAUUUGUUUUUAAAGAAAAAAGAAUUGUUUUCAAAGAAAUGUUUAUCAGUGAUAUACAUCUAAGCACACAAUGGAUGUGUUCCCUUGUUUUUGAAUAAUGUCUUCUGGCAGAUUAAAUGCAGGGUGUUCAAUAUGGGAGUCACCUGAUCUUCGUUACCCUUUUAACCAUCAGACUGAUUUAAGAUAGGAACAUUAUGCAAGUGGGAGUUUGGUUGCACUUUCCUUCUUCCUGGGUAUAAUUUACAGGUAAAGUAGCAUCUUUAAUAAAUAGAGAGAGAGAGAGAGAUGAGAGAAUGAAAGAGCAUACUUGGCUUGCACAGAUCCUAUAUCUGUGGUCCGUGUUUUGAGGAAUUGAAAGAUGUGUUGCAUAAAAUAGUCAAUCUGGGGAUGAAUGUGAACCACAGAGAUGUUCCAAAUAAACUGUUAAUUGAAAAUAGGUAACAAAACUGUAACACAUUUGGUUUUAAAAAUCUACAUAUGUGCUGGAAUUUUAAAGUAAAUGAACUUUGCGGCAGCUUUAUCCUCUCAUUUGGGGUCUCGAGUUUCACAAAUGACAAAAUCAGAUUUGCUGGCUCGAUGCUAUUUGUGGAACUAUUAGAAGUUUAGAAAAAUCCAUUGAUACUCAUGGUAGUUGUGUUUUGUUUUUUAAAUAAAGGCAGGUGAUACGUGUAACUGCAGAUAAAUACUUUGGUUGAAAAUGGCUUCUCACCUGCAAGUCAUUUGCAUUAUGUUUAAUCACUGAGAAGAAAAGUAAAAUGUAAAACGAUUCCUUUGUUGGUUAGAUUUUGUCACCUGUGCCCCCCCCCCCCCCCCAGACAAUUGGGUGAACUAGGUUUUAUCUUCCAUUAUGGGUUUCAAUCAAUCAGUGAUUUUGAGUGCUUAGUGUUCUGCAGGACACGGUACUAAGCACUUGGGAAAGUACAGUACAAUAGUUGUUGACCUGAUCCCUUCCCACGAGCAGCUUACCCCAUACAGGGUGAGACAGACUUUAAAAGCAAUUAAAAAUCUGUCCUCCUUUAAAAUCAUAUAGCUGAAUUUUUUUAUUGAAAUAUCAGUUUUCCUCCCUCUUGUGUAACUUUAUCUUUUUAAAUUUAUAUCAUUUUAGGAAACUUUUUAAGAAAACCAUUAUAUUCAAUUAUUUGUUAAAUCUAUGCAACUUGCAGAACUGGAUGAAGAAAAAGUGAAACUGGCCUACUAACCUACUCUUUCUACUCUUGUUGGGAGAAAAAUGGAAAAAAAAAAGUUACAUAGCAUAUAUAAAUAACUAAAAGGUCUUGACUUGUUAAUUUGAGAGAGAAAAAAGUGCUUUUAUGGACCACUUUUUUGAGACCUCAAAAUUUAAACUUACCGAGUCCUGAUUUUGAUGCGCCUUGUAUAUGAGGCAUUAUGCAAAGUAAAUUUUUUUACUUUGGCGCUCAGUCACCCUAGUCUGGUGGUUUUAUGAACUGGACUUUCAUAAUAGAACAUUAUUGCAAAGGGAACUAUUCAAUCGUAAUUUCUUUGGAUUUGUUAUCUUUGAUCUCUCUCGACCUUAAUUGAGGGACAAAUUACAUUUUUUACAAGAAAUACAGAUUGAGAGCAUUUAUUUUAGAAAAUCCUGAAAUGUGCCAGACUGAUGGAUGCAUAGGGGUUAAUUUUCUAAUCCGUAGAUCCGGAAUAGAAUUUUGAGCCAAUUUAAAAUUAUAGGUUACCGAGACAAGAGUUAUUUUUUUAUCAGCACAGAUCGGGCCAGGAAACCUCUUUCUGUUGUGGGUGAGAAAGUGAUCUGUUAUUCAUUUCUAUCAUAAACUUCUUCUCAGAUCUGUUUAUGUGGUAGAACCUUUUGUACACAAAGAAUUAUAAUUGGAAAAGAUCUCUCUACUCCAUUGCACGUGGACCAUGCAAGAGGAAGAAAUAUAAAUAGGACUUCAUGGACGUGAGAAGCUAACGCAGUUGUUUGGGCAACUAGCAUUUCCAAUCUCCUGUUAGAGGUCUCCAGCCUCCCAUAUUUAUUAAGACAAACAAUAAAGUUUGGUAAUAACAUUCUGCAUUCCUUUUCAGAGAUAUACUAAUGCAUAUAUAGAAGGUAAAUUCAGGGCUUAUAAAAGUAAACAGCAGGCAAAACCAUUGUGAGAUUUUAUUUUUAUUCAUUACGAUGGUCUGAGUUGCCCAACUGGAUCCCAACAGAUCUUCGUUUUACUUAUGUCCAGAAUGUUUGAAAGCAUUCAUUGGUGAAGCACAGUGGCUGCAUCCAAGCACGGUUUGGAUUUUGAGCCUAGGGGCAACGGUUUCCUUUUCACAAUUAAAACUGCUGGCUUUUUUUGGUUGUUAACUCUUUUAACUGAUUAGCUGUUGUGUUUUAAAAUAUACAGGAACAAGAUUAAAUUGUAAAUACUUUGUAAACAUAAACAUUUGUACUUGAAAUGUAGGAUUUUAAAGAGCAUUGGCAUCCUACCAAGCUAAAGAUAUAAUAAAGUGUCCUUUUUUAUA